Messenger RNA from Trichomycterus rosablanca, 3795 nucleotides. It is a transcript of the gene sytl1, whose product is annotated as synaptotagmin-like 1. Lineage: Eukaryota; Metazoa; Chordata; Actinopteri; Siluriformes; Trichomycteridae. The record is from RefSeq and is a predicted model, not a curated record. Gene Ontology annotation, cellular component: plasma membrane; exocytic vesicle. The transcript is spliced from 15 exons. Bases 208 to 1791 code for a protein of 527 amino acids. Gene Ontology annotation, biological process: intracellular protein transport; exocytosis. Gene Ontology annotation, molecular function: neurexin family protein binding; small GTPase binding.
UGCUCGGACUUGUAUAGGGUGCUUAUUCUAAUUCAGAAACCAGAUCCUUCAGAGAACUUUUGAUGCCAACGUUGAAAAUUGAAAGCUUUCAAUGAAAUAAAUUAUUGUUACGGUUACUGUGCUUAAGGGAAUGCACCCCGCUCCUCAGGUGGACUAAAGUCAGAAUCCUGGAGAUAUUAAAGGGAAACAGAGUGAGAAAAUUCUGCUAUGGAGAAGAAAAGUUUGCUGGAUUUGGAUCACCUAACCGAGAUCGAACAAACCAUCAUAUUAAAUGUGUUGCUGAGGGAUGCUGAGCUACGCAACCGAGAGGAAGGGCGGAUCAGCAAACUAAAACAAAAGGAGUCAGACCCUAUACAACUGCGAUUCCUAACAGGCACAUGGUUUGAUGAGGUACAAGCCAAGAGGCAUCAGAGUCGAGCGGUCGAUGUUGUCCAAAACACCAUACAGCGCAAAAGAAAAGGCAAAGUGAUGUCAGUAUUUGAGGAUCAAAAACAGCAGCAGACAUCUGAUCGGCAAGAAGACAGCGCAGAAGGUGACAGAGCAGAUCUGGAAAAUGCCGAAAUACUAGAUGUAGAAACAAAAGUAAAAGAGGAAAUAAAAGAAAGUCCCAACCCAAGUGUUGCCCCUGAACCACGACCAAGGACAAAGCUUGCAAAGCAGACUGCCAAAAAGAAAGAAGAAGUCUUAGAAAAUGUUACAGAUGUAAAAACAGAGGAAAGUUUACUGCAAAAUACAACCACAUCACUGCAGGCUGACUCAGAGGGUGAUAUUGAUUCUGGCAGCACUGAACUGGAUUACACAAGAUAUGGCUCAGUUAAUAACUUGCAAUCCAAUCAUAUGAUGGGGGGCAGUCUGAUGAGCUUAUACAGUGUUGGGGAUUUUGGAAGUGUUACUGUGACUGGCCAGAUCCAGUUGUCUUUGCACUAUGACACUAAAAAGGAGGAGCUUCACGUUCAGGUGUGUUGCUGUCAGGAUCUGGCUCCAGCGCGUAACAGUCGCUCAGACCCGUAUGUAAAAGUGUACCUUCUACCAGACAACACAUCUCGCAGUAAGAGGAAAACAUCAGUGAAGAGAAAAACCCUAAACCCUGUCUACAAUGAAACACUCAAAUAUAAAGUGCGUAAAUUAGAUCUGCUAGCGCGUGUGCUGAGUGUGUCCGUAUGGCAUAUGGAGCGUGUGCGAAGAAACCUUUUCAUGGGGGAGGUGGAGGUGCAGCUCAACCAGUGUGACUGGAGCCAGAGUCAACCAACCUGGUACCCUCUGCAGCCUAGGGUACAAAUUAAUCCGGAUGCCAUUAUCAGCAGAGGAACGAUUUUGGUAUCUCUUAAAUACCUGCCACCUGGUUCUGAAGAAGGAGGGUUCCCUUUAACUGGUGAGCUACAUAUUUGGCUAAAGGAAAUUGUUGGACUCCUCCCUCCUUCAAAACGUGGCACUCUUAACAUUUAUGUAAAAAGUGUGGUUUUGCCAGAUGAGAGUGGAUUUAGUGGUCAGCGGACACGGGCAGUCCGUGGCUUAGUAAGUCCCGUGUUCAACCACACUAUGGUGUAUGAUGGCCUGCAACCCAGUGACCUGACACAGGCCUGUACUGAAAUCACUGUGUGGAACUCCUCCAGCUGCAUCGGGGGAGUGCGCCUUAGCACAGGCUCAGGUGUGAGUUAUGGUCAGGAGGUUUGCUGGAUGGACUCCACUGAAGAGGAGACCAGCGUAUGGAAUACUGUGAUCCAGCACCCCAAUAAAUGGGUAGAUUCUACUCUGCCAAUCAGAACCAACCUACAGCUGUGCUCAGAGUAACACACAUGUUCAAGCCUUGUCCGUUAAACAGAACAGUCUGGUCAUUUUCUCCAUCUAGGUCUUAAACUUUGCUGAUUAAUCAGCACUAAGGUUGAAGGUUUUUUGUCAAGGCUAUUUCUUCCCUGCGUGAUUAAUUUGCCUUUGCUGAAUCUUUGUGGUUUCAGACAAAGCUUUAUUUAGUCUAAUCUGAAUUCAGUGCAACACAGAAACCAAGUCAACAGAAAUACAAAACAAAACAAUAAUCAUAAGAGCAAAAACUUGAUGAAUGUAAAUGUUUUGAUCAAAAUUGCUCUUGGUAAAUCAUUUAAGCUUACACAAUGUACAGAAAGGGCUUGUUUACUCUAAUAUGUAGGUAUAUGUACCUUGAUGUUAUCUGCUUAAGGCUGCAGUAUGUAACUUUUUGGGAAAUAUGCUAGAGCAGGCAACUUGUUAAACAUUUGUAACAUUAUAACAUUCUGCAAACCCCUCCCCACACAAAUUAAUAUAAUACUUGUGUUAAGUCAAUACACAUUAAAUGUUUUGUUAUCCAAAUUCUAUGAGUAAUUGUGUAACUAUACUUUACUUUGACUGCAACAGUUAUUAGAUAGUAAAGUUUAUUUUUUUUAAACUUACCUUGCCUAGAGAGUGGCCAGUAAUCCAGUAAUCUAGCAAGUAAAAUAGGAUGAUAAUGAAGGUAGUAGUGUAGUGUAUGGGGAAACAGUAGCUACCUAUCUUGCUGUGUUUGCAAUUAUACAAUAAUCAUCACUGCUUUUUCAGUACUUAACCAGUAUGAAAAGAUUUGGGAGAUAGCUGUGCACUUAUUGGCAUGCUUUCACUGGUCAUACAAAUUUUGAUUGCCAAGGCUGCUGUAGUGCCUCCAGCAACAGUGCCACAAUUUGUGCAUAAUGAAGCACCAUGCUAUACACGCACAGACGGUGUGUGGCACUGAGUGUCAAUGUGGCCCUUCACAAUCUAUGCAAACCCCUACACACUCCAAAACAGCAAGACAGUACACUGAUCUAGCUCAUGUUAACUAGCCGUGUAUGAACUUUUAGAGAAGGUUGAAUUAGAGAACAAAGAACAAACUGUAUUUAUUGUUUUACUUGUUACUUACUGUGGUGUUGCUAUCUACUUUAAUAUAUUAUUUUGAUAAAUACUGGCAAUUUUAAAAAAUGCAGUGUCUAUAGCACUACAGUGUUUUAAUAUAUUGUAACAGUCCCUCUUUGUUAAAUGUUUAUCAGUUUUGAAAUACUUAUUUUUAUAUCUCUAUAUAACAAACCUUUUUAUUCAUUCCCUUACAAUUGAUGUAAAAGCUACAGCUAUAGGUGGAGCCCAUUGCUAUUAGUUAUCCAUGUCUGGAGUUAUAGAAGUGGUGGCAUUUUUCCUCUCCUCUUAUUUCUAUGCAUUGUAAAAGCCAGUCAGACAUCUGUGGACAGGUGACAGAAAAAAAUCUUUCUACAAACUCACAUUCUACAAGUUUCUGAAACUGUACUGGAUGGAUGGAACACCAGUUGUCUUAAUAACUUAACAUCUUUCAAAGAUAUUACUCUUAUUUUGUAAUGAUGGUGGUGGAAAGUGAUGUCAAAUACACCAGUUCAUUAUCUUCCAUAACUGUUAAACUGGGAUAGGAUUGGUGACCUUGAAAACUACUGCAUAUGGUGAUUUUCUAAUGUUCCAAUCAUGUUGAUUAAAUGAUCAAUUAGUUAACAAGUCCCUCUUACCUGUAAGGCGAUAGUUGAACCCAAACCAUUACAGAAAUAUGCAUUUCACAGCGCACACACUUACAGUACGUUGUUCUACUUAAUUAUUAAAUUUUUGCUGUUUACUGUCACCUGUCUGUAUAUGGUUAUGUUCUGUGGGCUAAUGCAGCAAGGAUUGUGCUUUAGUAUGCUGGUAAUGUGCAAUAAGGUAGAAAGAAUAUAGUACAAAAUAAUGUGAUUCUUCUCUUAUUAACAUGCUUAACAUGCUUAUUAUGCUUAUCAUGCUUAUUAACAUGCGUAACUGCUAGUUAAAUAAACAAAAUGU